GUUUUUUACUCACUCCUUGAGUGGGCCGGCCUUAAUUUCUAUUGGGCCGCAUCUCAUUUCAUACAGCUGAAGCCCACAGUUGUGUCGAAAUCCAACUUCCAACCGCAUGAACUAAUCCAAUCACUGUCUAAUUAACCGACUCUAACUAUCCAAUCCUAUUCGGCGUUCUAAUCUGUUUUUUUUUUCCUUUUCCUCCACGAAUUCAUACCCUCCACGCAACAGAAACCACACCCCGAUACGACUAGGAAGGAAUUCCUCUCUGCUUCUUCGAUCCCCUUGUUAUUACAAUCAAUCCUGCAGGAGGGUAUAAUUGCAGCGGCAAGAUCGAUUUUUUACAAACCAACAUAGCAGAAAGGAUUUACGCCGCCGCCGCCGCUUGCGAUUUGUCAAUUGCAGCCAGAAAGAGGCGAUGGAUUUCAAAGUUGCUUCCUUUCUCCUACUCCUGUUAAUCGUCACCUGCGGAGCUGCUCAAGGUCAAGGCAACGAUUUUGUUGUCCUUGAUCUAAAAACAACUGAGAUCGGGGAAGAUGCUAGCCCAAUGUACAAGGAGCAAAUUGCGUCGACCAAGAUACCUGUAACUCUUCUGAGGAGCAAGCACAGCUCACUGUGCUCGGCUUGUGAAAACAUCACAAGUGAAGCUGUCAAUUUUCUUAGUGAAAAACAAAUACAAGAUAAGAUAAGGACGAUCCUUCAUGACACUUGUUCUCAGACAUUCUCCUUUGAGCAAAAGUGUCUUGAGACUAUGGACUCCUAUGCAACUCUUGUCUUUGCAAAAAUUGCUGAGAUCAAGCCAGCUGCGUUCUGCAAACAGUAUGGCCUCUGCAGGGACAUGGCUCUUUUAUCAGCUGUUAAAAGUGAAAGCACAUGCUUAUUCUGCCACCACAUCAUCGAUGAAAUUACGUCCAAACUGAAAGAUCCUGAUGCAGAGUUUGAGAUCAUUCAAUUACUACUCAAGGAAUGCAACAAGAUUGAAGGUCAUCAGCAGCAGUGCAAGAGGAUGGUUCUGCAGUACGUACCGCUGGUUCUGGUGAACGGUGAGAAGUUCCUGGAGAAGAACGAUGUGUGCGCAAUGAUCCAAGCCUGUGAUGCAGGCAAGAGGAAGGCACUCAACUUGUUCUCUGCACGGAAAUUGGUGCGUGACGCAUGAAGUAGUAGGAAGCGUGCGUACACGAAUCAAGUUGUGGUAGGCAUGGAGAAGACGAAGUGAUGGCAGCUUGUACAUAUGGUUAUUAUUAAUGAAAUAUUAGGCAAUACACUAUGUGAAGGGGAUGAUACGAUAAUUAUGUGCACAUACUUGUGCUGCUAUCUGAAUUCUGAAAGUAAUGCUAUGAUUACUUUUUUGUGUACUUGUUGCUGGGAGUAUGAAGUACUGUACUCAUACUCAGUCCUAGAAUAUAACUACUUUUAGC
This is a messenger RNA of Oryza sativa Japonica Group (Japanese rice), 1409 nucleotides long. RefSeq lists its product as uncharacterized. The record is from RefSeq and is a predicted model, not a curated record. Gene Ontology annotation, biological process: lipid metabolic process. NCBI's taxonomy places the organism in Eukaryota, Viridiplantae, Streptophyta, Magnoliopsida, Poales, Poaceae.